AUCGUUACGUAUUUCGAAACGAAACUGUAGCAAGUAUAUUAAUCGCAAUUAAGAGAAAUUAUUCGAGUGGUUAAUUUAUUUUGCGAUGCAUUUUGGAGAUAAAUGAAUCGCUUAUGCACAAUUGGAUUACAUUUUCGUGAAAUAAAUAGCCUAUUAAGAGGAAGGACUCAGAAUUUGCGCAGCAGCUGAUGUGUAAAGAUGGCCAAGCUCAUCAAUACAAACAAAUAGUGGUCAGUGAUGUGCUGGUUUUAUAAUUGAUUGCACGUAAAGGGCAAAUGAUAAGGACAUUUAUUUUGUCGCACAUUAAAAGAUGGCUUAUGAUCCACGCAAUCUAAAAUUUCCAUCAGACAUGCACAGCCAUCAGCAUAAUCAGCCUAAUAUGAAUGGAUACACAUAUUCUGGACAUUCGGUACCUCACGUUCAACAAACAGAUGAAAACAGAAAUGAAAAUAAUUGUGGAAAUAAGGAAACGUGUCCACAAAUAUCUCAUCAAUCUUCGGGUACACAGACUAUUCAAAAAGUAGAUGCAGCAACUAUGACUGAUCCAUUGCAAAUAGACUUUAAACUUACUUCUGAGUACUUAGCACGAUGUUCUAGUACGUUAGAUUUACCUUAUGUAACUAAAUAUGAAGAAAAUAGCAAUAAUUCUACACAUAAUUGUCAAGAGAUUCAAUCAGAAAUUGAAUAUGAGGUUGAGCCACAACAUAUCAAUGGUAUGUUAAUCUAUCAUUGUCCAGAGUGUGCAUACAGAUGUGAAGACAGAGAGAUAUUGCAUGAACACUUAGAAGAUCACAGGCAACGACCUCACAUCUGUGAUAUUUGUGGUGCAAGUUUAAAACGCAAGGAGCAUCUAGAUCGUCACAAACAAGGACACAAUAAAGAUAGGCCUUAUCAGUGUAAUAUGUGUCGUAAAGCAUUUAAACGCAAUGAACAUCUUGCACGUCACAUGAUUAUACACUCAGGUAGAAAAAAUCAAGUUUGUACAGAAUGUGGUAAAGCAUUUUACAGAAAGGAUCACUUGAAAAAGCAUUUGCAAAGUCAUAAUAGUAGCAGAGGUAAAAAUUUAAAUAGUUCACAGAACAAUCAAAAUAAUAGUGAUGAAGGAGGAUUAACCAAUUACUUGGAAGUAAUUCAUCCGUUGACGUUUCACGAAAAUGUAGAGCUGAAAGUGCUCAACUUAUCGUACAAUGUUUUGUACGAGCUUCCAAGUUUCACGUCAACCGUAACAACGUUGGACGCAUCGUCAAAUUUGAUCAGUGAUCUGGAUGAAAAUUUCUUGGCAAACAUGCCGAAAAUAAGAAGCAUCAUCUUGAGCGAUAAUCAACUGCAAAGGCUUCCAUCCAAAUUGAAGUCCACAUCGUUGAAGAAUUUAGAUUUACGGCGAAAUAGAUUAGUUGAAGUGUGCAACAAUACGUUUCUCCAGUUACCACAACUUCUGAGGAUUGAUCUGUCAGGAAACCGAUUGACAGAAGCUAUAACUCCAGAAAUCUUUCGAAAUAAUCCUGAUUUGAAUAUCAUAAAAUUAGAGGACAAUCCAUGGCGUUGCGACUGUAUUGACUUAUAUCUGAUGUACAGUUUUCUAACAGAACCACCAGCAAAAACCGUAGAUCAAAGUUUGCUUUGCCAAAGUCCAUCAAACGUGUCCGGUUAUACUUGGCAUACUGCUUGUUUCGACAUAUGGAAUAAAUCUUUGUACUACAAUAAAGAUAGAAGAACCUGGGGAUUCGUGAUGAUCGUACUUCUUACGAUUGUCGUUUUAUUCGGAAGUUUUAUAUCUAUCAGACACAUGAUGAAGAUUAAAAGAAGAGCUAUGGAAGAAAGGCAACAAUUGGAAACUUUGAGACUAUUAAGGCAAAGAAGGAACCAAGUUGCACAACAACAAGAAGAAGAAGAGCACAUUGAACAUGCACCAGAACCGAGAAUCCAUCCCCUCGAGUUAAUUGGACCACCCAGUUACGAAGAAGCGGUACAAAUGCCAAGACUUGCUCGAUCUUUGGACAAUUUGGAUGAAAUUUCGGAGACGACUUCUGUGCGUGUAAUGGGUUCCGCUGAUAACAUAAGAUACAAAUAUAGAAGGACAAGGAGGACGAAAAAGAGAAUUCAGAGUGAGGAUGAUUUACUCAGAAGGGAAGAGCGACGAUACGAAAGACUCAGAAGAGAACGAAACAGCUCCGUCGGUAACAAUGAAAUCGUUUUACCACAAAGUCAAAGAAAUUCUAGAGCUAACACGGCACGUAGAGCCAGGAGGAACAGCGCCAUAAGCGAUUCCAUAGAAACAGGAAGUGGAAGAAUUCGAGCCAAACCGCAAACACCAAGUUCAAGAAAAAGGAGACAAAGAUACACGGUUUACGACGGGCAUUCGACCGAUGAUGAAGACUCAGACGUUCAACCAGUUGGUUCAAGUAGAUCGAUUGUCAUCAGGGAACUUCGAAGGGAACCGAAAAGUGGUUACAGGGAGUCUACGGUAGAACAGGAUUCCUAA
This is a messenger RNA of Heterotrigona itama, 2482 nucleotides long. Lineage: Eukaryota; Metazoa; Arthropoda; Insecta; Hymenoptera; Apidae. The record is from the annotation of a GenBank genome assembly.